CUCUGCAACGACCAGGACUAACUUCUCUUUCUAAAAAUGACCGAAACAGUGGUGGGGGACGUAUGUGCAGACAUGUAGCACACUUUGUCAUGGAUCGCCUCCUUUAUGGGCCCAGUAUUCGGUCGGACCUGAUACCUCAGUGGACGGUAGUGGUCGUUUUCUUUACCUACUUGAUCAAGGACAAUGUAGAGAGCAAACAGGUGGUUUUAAUAGAAAACCUAUUGGAGAUGAUUUUGGAUGUCCAGCUGGACCAGAGCUGCUGGGUGCGGAAGGUCGGGGUAUGCCCCGGAGAAUUUGAAUAAGGAGCUCGUGGUGCGGUACUGCAAUCAGAUACUGGGCAUUUUAAUGGACUGUUUGGAUUAUAACAAUUUGGGGAACGAAAGCGAGCUGAUCCUGGAGUCCCUGCAAUCCUUCUCGAAACUCCUGAACAGUUUGCCAGGGUACAAAUUCAGUUCCUUUCAAGUUACCGGAGCAGUGAGGAUCAAGUUGCUAUUCAGUCAAGAGGAUCCACGUCUAAGGAGAUCCUCGAUCCAGUUAUUAGGAGAUCUGGCAACAUCCUUUGGCCAGGAGACCAAUUUGGAGGCAUUCAAGGAUCGAGUGAGAUCCAAGGGAACCUCAUCACUUUACUCUUGCAUCUAUGCGCUCCAGACGUGUAUAUUGUCAAGGCCUGUAAAAGUACAAUGCAGAAGGUUGGCCCUUAUCUGGAUUUUCCGGAGGUAUACCGCAUGAUCCAGGAGUGUUUGGGCGAUGACACCGACUUGAUGUUCACGGAUUUUAUUGGGGAGUUAAUUAAACGCAUGGGAUUUAUGGAAUCAAAGAUAUCAAGGUUAUUUGGGGGUCAAAUCGAGGACGAGUUGGUUUAAAGGUGGCGUCUAAGGGCCAAUCCCGCCCUUGUCAUCGGUUUGUUCUACGCCGAACUACUACCCGAGAAUAAACCGAAAGUUUCACUGGAAACUGUCUGUGAUAAACUGAACAGUCUGAUGCAAGACGAGUCAGAAGAAGUUAGGAUUAAGGCAAGUCAAGCUAUAUCGUGUUUGUUUUUAUAAUUAUUGUAGAACGGAAUGUGCUAGGGGGAUAGUACGAUUAAGUCUUUUAAAUCAGUUUUUAGUAAGAAAAUUUAAAAAAAGUCAACAGGGGUCAAAACUGACUUGUGGGUGGACUUUGUAGCUUAUAAGUUUAUCUCUGUCGCACUCAUUGUAAAAAAAAACUUGAAACGUGGAAAAACUGAAAUUUCACAAAGUUUAUUAGUUUUAAAAUUUUGCAUAACUUUUUUGUUAUUAAAGAUAGAGCUUUCAUUUAAAAACUGUCAAGUACUCCAUGCAAAGGGGCACCUUGCACAUAAUUAUCAAAAUUGAAAAAAAUAUAGUUUUUGAGAAAAAUCGAAAUUUAUGUUUUUUACGAUUAACAUGUACUUUUUUAGAUCGAAAAUUUUGCAUAACUUUUUUGUUA
This is a messenger RNA of Anthonomus grandis grandis, 1449 nucleotides long. RefSeq lists its product as uncharacterized. Bases 238 to 729 code for a protein of 163 amino acids. The transcript is spliced from 4 exons. Lineage: Eukaryota; Metazoa; Arthropoda; Insecta; Coleoptera; Curculionidae. The record is from RefSeq and is a predicted model, not a curated record.